Messenger RNA from Maniola jurtina (meadow brown), 3691 nucleotides. It is a transcript of the gene LPCAT, whose product is annotated as lysophosphatidylcholine acyltransferase. The coding region runs from base 205 to 1698 and encodes 497 amino acids. The record is from RefSeq and is a predicted model, not a curated record. The transcript has 11 exons. Lineage: Eukaryota; Metazoa; Arthropoda; Insecta; Lepidoptera; Nymphalidae. Gene Ontology annotation, molecular function: calcium ion binding.
AAACAAAUCAGUCUCGCUUGUUGCACGAUUAGAGGUGGAUGUUGACCUCCGCCGCGAUAAAUGACGAAAAAAAAUCGCUGUAUAAAUUAAAUACGGUGUUAUUGCAAUACUUAAGCCAUUGUUGUGUUGAUAAAAUGAGUGAAAAAGUGUGAUAUAAUUUUAUAUUAAAAGCGUAGGUAAAUAGCAGUAAGUGCAUUCGUGAAAAUGAAUGGUAAAUUGCACAGUGAAACGGGGCCCACUUUCUCGGCCGACGACAUGCGUGCCCAAAUAUUAAAUCCAUUUGUACACAAAUUAGAAUUGGAUAACACAUACGACAAAAUACGGACGGCGAUUUUCACAGUAAUUUUAUUGCCUUUCCGGGUGAUAGUGAUCCUCUUUCUGAUCGUCACGGCAUGGUUCCUUGCGUGUAUAGGCCUCUAUGGGCUGACCGAGGACGACCUGAGGGAGAAACCCAUGACUGGCUGGAGAAGCAAGCUGCGCUUCUCGAUUCUCUCUCUCAUACGCUUGGUGGUGGUAGCAGCCGGGUUCCACCGGGUGCGGAUAUUGGGUCGAGAGCACGUGCCUUCCAACCGGCGGGAAGCCCCAGUAAUCGUGAUCGCCCCACAUUCUUCCUACUUCGAUGCAAUAGCCAUCGUAUGCCUUGGAGCACCCAGCGUGGUUGCUAAGGCGGACACAGCAAGACUGCCCUUCAUAGGACAACUAAUAAACUACACUCAGCCGGUGUACGUGUGGCGCGAUGACCCCAACUCGAGACAAAACACUAUCAAGGAGAUCAUAGAGCGAGCGACCUCCAAAGAAGACUGGCCUCAGGUGCUAAUAUUCCCAGAAGGCACGUGCACGAAUCGGUCCUGCUUGAUCACGUUCAAGCCGGGUGGAUUCUACCCCGGCGUGCCCGUCCAACCCGUCACUAUCCGCUACCCCAAUGCCAAAGACACGGUCACUUGGACCUGGGAUGGACCUGGCGCAUUAAAACUGUUAUGGCUGACGUUAACCCAAGUGCACAGUUCGUGUGAGAUCGAAUUCCUGCCGGUGUACUACCCCAGCGAGGAAGAGAAACGUGACCCUAAGCUUUACGCGAGGAACGUCAGAGAUGUUAUGGCCAAAGCACUAGGAGUACCAGUGCUAGACUAUACAUACGAUGAUUGUCGUCUAAUCGCGCAGGCUAAGCAGAUGGGCAUUCCGGGAGGAGCGUUCGUUAGGGAAGUCAGUGAGCUACGGACAUUGCUCGGAUUGACGCGAACACAGCCAGAGUUGGAUCUGGCGCGCAUGGGAGUGCAGGAACAGACACGAUGGGUGUCUGCGCAAGAGUUCGCGCAGAGGCUCGGCGUGCCGCACGACUCGCGCUUGCUACGACUCUACAAAAUAUUUGAGCAUAGAACUCUCGGGAUGGUGUGUUUCCCAGACUAUCUUCUGUGUGCGGUGUUCCUGUCAAUACCACAUGUGACUGUGAGCCAGCUCCUAGAAUAUGCUUUUAAGUUAUAUGACACAACGGGCACGGGGCGGCUAAAGAUGCACAACUUCGAAGAGGUAGCGACGCGCUGUCUCGGUCUCUCGCACGAAGAGGCGCAGAACACGUUUCGACAAGCCGACCUCGACGAAAAGGGGUACCUUACUUAUGAGGACUUUAUGUCAUUCUUCCAAAACGAAUCGGAUUUCUCGUUAAACUUCAUAGAGGCGCCACAGAAGAAGGUGCAGUGAGGGUCGCCGGUUCACAUCCCGACAGUCUGCAGCCAAGUACCUUAACGUUAGUUAUAAGGCGGAAACAAAUUAUAGAACGCAGAUACAUAACUGUAAUGAUCCAGACUCCAGAUCCCAUCCAGAUACACAUAUAAGUUGCGACAGAUGCGUCCAUCAGUCGCAACUAAUAUAUGUAUCUGGAUGGGACAUUGAACUGUCAAGCUUGCGGACGUAACCUUGAGCGCUCGGACGUCCGAGCGAUAUCUCGCAAGCCGCAACUCAAAGCAGAGCUAUCAGUUGCGGACGCGGCUUACGGACGCCUCCCAUAGUUUGUUUCACGCUAUAGACAUACUUUAUGUGUAGUACAAUCCAAAUACUAGUGAUCUUUGCAAUAACUUGAAUUAGUAGGCUUAGUAAAAGUUGGCACAUCUCGACAGUGUCUUUCGAUUUCCAGUAUCGAAAUACUAUAACGUAAGACGUAACGUAGAGUAAAAUAAACCUUAAGUGCCAUGUUUUAAAGUACAUUCAGUAUUACCGAUUUUUAAUACAGCAAAAUGAGGUCUCUGAGCCUACUUGGUUGAAUUUGCAUUUGCCCGUUCGUCUGUCAGAGCAUUAUAACUUCUGAAUUAGUUCACAUACUUAUACAUACUCAUAUUUAUACUUGUACAUUUUUACACUUUGUGAAGUUUACAAUUAAUAUGUAAAUCAAUGGUCCAAUGCUUAACAAAUACUAACUUUAGUCAGUUAUCAAAUAAUUCUACACUUUUUCCCUUCACAGGGAGAGAGAGAGAGAUUAAGAACCUAAUAAUUAUUUCAGUAUAAAAUAGUGUAGAACUUUAUGACUUUAACAUUAUAGUGUAUCGAAUUAUGAUACUCGACAUCUACCCACGUUGUCGAGAAGUGCAACCUCGUACUAUGCCUGUUGAUUUGACAUAAAACGCGUCCAUUUGCGUAAUCUAUCACGUAGUUUAAUAAUUGUAUAAAUACAAUUAGUGCCAAAAAAGAAACGAAACGAAAAUAGCGGUGUCAAUCAAUCUCUCACUCUCUCAUACACACUAACUUUGCAUAGUGUGCGAGUGAGAGGGAAUGAUUGACGCUAUCAUUUUCGAUUCGUUUCUUAGCACGAGUUAUAAUGUAGGUAGAAUAAUUAAUUAAUUAUUUACUUAAUUUGCAAUACCUAGUAGUAGUUCUGCAGACAUAGGGAAUGUGAAUACAUGAAUACUGAGUAGAAAACCACUGAGCAAUUAUUAAUUAUGGUUUUUUAGUGAUUAUAGUUCAAUUAUAUGAUAAUUACUGUAUUAGUGAACGUAACAAGUAAUUUAAAAGUCGCAGGUUCGAAUACUGAGGUUGUUAUGUGCUUAAAUGUGUAUGAAAAUGUAUAAAGAAGUUUUAGUGUAUUUAAUAAAUCAAAUCACAUAGUCUGCAUAGUGAAACACGAAUGAGUUUGUUUCGCUAACUCCCUUUCCAAACCAGUGUCCAAUUGAAGGACGCGUGCCUUCAAUGAGGAACUUUCCAGUGAACGUUCCAUAAAAUUAUCAUAGAUGUCUUUGAAUGCAUAGCUCGCCGUGGCAGAAAAAUACUGUGUGUGCCCUUGAGAUUGUUUUUUUAGGUCAUUCAACAUAUUCAAUGAUAUAAUAUGACGAGUAACUGUUUAGUUUAUAGACACAUCUAAAGUAAAGCAGAAAUAAAUAAAAACGAAAACGAAAAACUGGCGAAUGGCUGACGUAGGAAUAUGUCCAUAAACUAAACAUUUACUCGUCCUUUACUCGUCAUAUUAUAUCAUUGAUUGACCUAAGAAAAAAAAAUCUAAAGGGCACAGACAGUAUUUUUCUGCCGCGGUGAGCUAUGCAUUCAGAGACAUCUAUGAUAAUUUUAUGGAACGUUCGCUGGAAAGUUCCUCAUUGAACACGGAUUUGGAAAGAAGUUAGCGUCACAAGCCCGUGUGUGUUUCAAGGCUGUACUGCCUUCUGUUGCACACGGAAACUUAAGGGGCAAGCGACGGGUCUGCCCGCGA